AUGUCACCCUUGCCCAGGCCUGCUGCCGCUUACUACCUGAUCCCAAAUCUUCAAACCAUAGUCACCAGAGAAGAAUCUCACCCUGGGAACAAACACAUCCCGCUGCAGGCGGACGAUAGCUUUUACAGGAGAUGUUGUGCUUCACCGGAGCAGGAGAUAUUGUCAUCGUCGUCGAUCCUCGUCUACCACGCCCUUGAUGGACGCCCGCAUCUGGCACUCUGGCUGCCCCUCGAUCAUAGGGAACUUAACAACGCGUGGAGGCAAGCAUCUUAUCGCAUUAGCAAGACAGAAAAUUUGAAAAAACAACAAAACGAUGUGCACAUCGUUCAACGACGUACCCUAGGUGAUAUCACGAACGCUCGUCAACCUACUACUGCGAUAGCAGAUGAGUUGAUUGAGACCAAAGAGAAUCUGCAUAGAACGGAAGAAGAUCGCAAAAGAGACCAUAGAAACGCGCUGAGGAGAGCAUCUUAUCAGCGGAAAAAGGAUCGGGAUCUGCAAGAAGAGAAUUUCCGGGCCCUUAAUUUAUCUGACAACCCAUAUAGCUCCGACUAUAUAACAUUGGUGAAUAAUGAAACAGUUUUCACUGCUACAACUACGGUCACAUCUGGUCUGGUUUAUGACAAUACUUUUAAAGCAGACGAUCACUUCAAUGUUCUUGAAGAAAUCAGUCAAUUGAUCGAGGAAGAGCGGAAGAGAGAUCAUAGAAAUGCACUGAGAAGAGCUUCUUAUCGGAGGAAAAAGGAUCAGCUGGCAGCAAAUGGAAAUAAAAACCCGCUGUCUACAUCAGGCAGUGAACCUCCAAAUGAUGCAUUAGAUGGGGCAACAGUGGUAAAAGACUACGCUGAGACAACAAAGGAGCAGUUCAACACACAAAGGCGUGGUGCUUAUCGGAAAAAAAGGACCAGGAUACUGUGUUGUUGCAAGAGGUUCAUCAGCCCUCCUUGACAAAUUCUGAUAUAAUGUCAGAUCUUCUAAUGACCUGGAACAUGGAUUCAAAAUUUUGUGUAACGGCAAGUGAUAAUUUUCUGGUUUUUUACUGCUGCACAUGUGAGAUGUGCCUGUCAAAAAAUCCUAUCUGUAUCUGAAGAUGAAUGGAUGGAUAUUGAGAAUGGGUAAUUACAAAAAAUCUAGACAUCUGAUGUCAUGGAGUAUGACACUGACUUUUCUUCUUUCAACACGGAAAUAUAGAGCAGAUGUAACCAAUUAUUUUAGAUGUAAAAAUUAUCACCAUUCAUCUCCGCACUCCCAUGUAAGUGUAAGGUAUUCUAGGGGGAAAUACCAUCGGGGUGGUACUGGCAAAAACGAAUGAAAGACUUCAGCAUAGUGGUGCUAGAGCUAGGAAAUACAACUGUUCUCUUCAGUAUCCCUUGUUUUCAGAUAAAAAGAAAGUUUGGAAGUAGAGCUCUGCUGAUAGAAUUAUUAUAAUUAAUCAGAAACUGGUUCAUUAAUGACAUUGAAGGUAGGCUAUGAAAUACUUUAUUAGAUCAAUGAGAUGUACUCAGCCAUGAAUACCAGCAAUUUGCUGAUGAAACUGGUAGAGAUGAUUUGCUAUGUUAUACUUACACCAAAGUAUCCAGGCAAUCAAGAUAUGUGCUUUGUUGUAUCCGACUUUAAUGGGCAAUAUGGGCAUGAAGGAGUUGGCAACUUCUGUGGCACCGAACAGUCCGCCUACGAUAUCA
Triticum aestivum (bread wheat) is the source of this 1682-nucleotide messenger RNA. RefSeq lists its product as uncharacterized. The transcript has 8 exons. The coding region runs from base 1 to 948 and encodes 315 amino acids. Lineage: Eukaryota; Viridiplantae; Streptophyta; Magnoliopsida; Poales; Poaceae. The record is from RefSeq and is a predicted model, not a curated record.